AGAAGGUACCUGGGUCCCACUCGAACAAGGCCAAGCUCUGGCGCAACGUAACCAGAUCUACGACAAGAUUCACAUGAUAUUUGAGUUCACUCCUGGCAACAUCAGCCCCCCUCCCGCUUCCAAGCAUAUCACUGCGAAACCGAAGCUCCCCAAGAAGCCCGCUGUCCCAAAAUGGUCCCGCAUGGCCGCACCAUCUCGUGCGAUGGACGACGAGUACGACAAUAUAAGCGCUUUGAAUGAUGACGGAAGUGUUGCUGAUGAUACCACAGUUGCUUCGGCUUCUUAUGCGCCGGAGGACGACCGAUUUGAUAUGUCUCAACCAUCCACUGAUCACCGGAAGCGCAAGCGGGAGGACCACGUGCAGAGCAUUAUCGAGCAAGCCCAGAUGCUAUACUCUGAUGACCGGAGUGCCGCGCCGAUGUUGCCUAGUCUUGCAUGAAAGAUACGGUACCGGACGUUUGUGAGGAGCGCCAGACGUUGACAUCUCCUAAGACUUGUGCUGUCGUUCUUUCGGACUUUUGAAACCAUAUAGAAACUAAUGCACGUAAAGAUCGCAGAGUAGGGAGU
Hyaloscypha bicolor E is the source of this 567-nucleotide messenger RNA. RefSeq lists its product as uncharacterized. Lineage: Eukaryota; Fungi; Ascomycota; Leotiomycetes; Helotiales; Hyaloscyphaceae. Bases 74 to 439 code for a protein of 121 amino acids. The record is from RefSeq and is a predicted model, not a curated record. The transcript has 2 exons.